AUGAACCCUAUUUCGCAAACAUUAUCGAUAAAGAUGCCAGAAGAAAAGCACAAAGAUCUGACGCCAAACUCAAGUGACAUCGAAGCACUAGCCAACAAGACAGCGAAAGUUACUUCUAUUGAGAACAAAUCUGAAUUGUCUGGUUGGCCAAAAUUUAAAGAUUCCUUCAAACGUGCCCAUGUUGAGGAUUAUGGGCUUGAUCCAAAUAUGCCCGAAGAUGAAAAAAUUGCUAUCUUAACGGCCCAUUCGUCCUUACAUCGUAAGCUUAAGAACAGACACUUACAAAUGAUUGCUAUUGGAGGUGCGAUUGGUACUGGUUUAUUUGUGGGUUCCGGAUCCGGUUUGGCCACUGGGGGGCCAGCUGGUUUAAUAAUUGGUUACAUCUUGGUUGGUUCCAUGAUAUAUUGUAGUGUCCAAUCAUUAGGUGAGUUGGCUGUUACUUUCCCUGUCCAAGGAGCAUUUGUUACAUACAAUUCCAGAUUUAUUGAUCCGUCUUGGGGAUUUGCCAUGGCUUGGAAUUACGCCAUAAUGUGGUUAAUUGUUUUGCCAUUAGAAUUGGUUGCUGCAUCCUUGACAAUCAAAUAUUGGGACCCGAAUACAAAUUCUGCUGCUUACGUUACUGCAUUCUAUUUCUUUAUUAUUGCAAUUAACUUUUUUGGAGUUAGGGGCUAUGGUGAAGCUGAGUUUGUUUUUUCUAUCGUCAAAGUUGUAGCUAUCCUUGGAUUCAUUAUAUUGGGCAUUGUUUUAAUCACUGGUGGUGGUCCGCAAGGGGGCUAUUUAGGCGGUUACUACUGGCAUAUUGAAGGUGCUCCAUUCCCAAAUGGGUUCAAAGGAGUUGUCACUGUGUUCGUCGGUGCUGCUUUCGCUUUUGCCGGUACUGAAUUGUGUGGAUUGGCUGCCGCUGAAUCUGACAAUCCAAGGAAAGCUUUACCUAAAGCUUGCAAACAAGUUUUUUGGAGAAUUACUUUGUUUUAUGUUGUUAGCUUAACCUUGAUCGGUUUAUUGGUUGCCCACGACAACGAAAGACUUCUUGGUGCGUCAUCAGUAGAUGCUACUGCAUCUCCAUUUGUCAUUGCUAUCCAAAAUGGUGGUAUCAAAGGCUUGCCAUCUGUUAUGAAUGUCGUUAUCAUGAUCUCUGUCUUAUCUGUGGGUAAUUCCUCUUUGUUUGGUGCUACGCGUGCAUUAUGUGCAUUAGCUGCCGCAAAGCAAGCUCCAUCUAUCUUAGCUUACAUUGAUAAGAAAGGUCGACCAUUAGUGGCCAUUCUUGUACAGUUACUGGUCGGGUGCUUGUGCUACUUGGCUGCUACUCCAAAGCAGGGCGAAGUGUUUGCAUGGAUGAUGGCCCUCACGGGGCUCGCUACGCUUAUCAACUGGGGUUCAAUUAACACCUGCUUCAUUCGUUUCAGAUAUGCAUUGAAAGCAAAAGGGCGUGAUACUUCGGAGUUGACAUUUGCCUCGCAGCCGGGUUUAUUUGGAGCAUACUGGGGGCUUUGUUUGGUUAUUAUUAUUGUUUGCUUGCAAGUCUGGCUUGCGAUAUUCCCAUUGAAGCAAAAGCCAAAUGCUGAGGUAUUUUUCCAAACUCUCCUCUCCAUUCCUAUUAUCCUUUGUUUUUACAUUGGUCAUAAGAUAUACACGCGUAACUGGAAGUUCUAUAUCAAAGCCGAGGAUAUUGACAUCGACACUGGAAGAAAAGAAACCGAUUUGGAGUUGCUUAAGCAGGAAAUUGCUGAAGAGAAGAUAUAUCUCAGAUCUUUACCUUUCUAUAUGAGAGUAUACAAUUUCUGGUGUUAA
This is a messenger RNA of Hemisphaericaspora subhashii, 1791 nucleotides long. RefSeq lists its product as uncharacterized. The coding region runs from base 1 to 1791 and encodes 596 amino acids. Gene Ontology annotation, molecular function: amino acid transmembrane transporter activity. Gene Ontology annotation, biological process: amino acid transmembrane transport. Gene Ontology annotation, cellular component: membrane. The transcript has a single exon. The record is from RefSeq and is a predicted model, not a curated record. Lineage: Eukaryota; Fungi; Ascomycota; Pichiomycetes; Serinales; Debaryomycetaceae.